GUUUGGGCGUGGAAGAUCUUCGUUCCUUUUCAUUUGCAGAUUGACGCCGAAGGACGCGCAAGAUGAAGUGCAACGCUCUGGCCAUGGCGCUGACCGCCGCCCUCCUCUCUGCGCAUGGCGCCAACGCCUCGUACGAGGCCAAGUUCUUGAGCUGGAUGAAGAAGUUUGCGGUCAAGCUCAACCCGCUCGAGUGGGUCCACCGCUUCGAGGUCUUCAUCCUCAACGACCAGCGCAUCGAGGCCCACAACAAGGACGCGAGCUCGAGCUUCACGAUGGGCCACAACGAGUACUCGCACUUGACCUUUGACGAGUUUAAGAAGCUGCGCACGGGCCUCCGCGUGUCGCCGUCGUACAUCCAGAGCCGCGCCAAGUACGCGCUCAUGGCGCCGGCCGUCAACAUGACGGACGUGCCCAACGAGAUGGACUGGGUCGAGCAGGGCGGCGUGACGCCCGUGAAGAACCAGGGCAUGUGCGGCUCGUGCUGGGCGUUUUCGACCACGGGCGCGAUUGAAGGCGCGGCCUUUGUCUCGAGCAAGCAGCUCGUGUCGGUCUCGGAGCAGGAGCUGGUCGACUGCGACCACAAUGGCGACAUGGGCUGCAACGGUGGCUUGAUGGACAACGCCUUCAAGUGGGUCAAGACGCACAAAGGUCUCUGCAAGGAAGAAGACUACCCGUACCACGCCAAGGAAGGCACGUGCGCGCUUAAGAAGUGCAAGCCGGUCACCAAGGUCACGGCCUUCCAUGAUGUGCCGGCCAACGACGAGCAGGCGCUCAAGGCCGCGGUCGCCAAGCAGCCUGUUUCGGUCGCCAUUGAAGCCGACCAGCCCGAGUUUCAGUUCUACAAGUCGGGCGUCUUUGACAAGAGCUGCGGCACGAAGCUCGACCAUGGUGUCUUGGUCGUUGGAUACGGCGAAGAGGGCGGCAAGAAGUACUGGAAGGUCAAGAACUCGUGGGGCGCCGACUGGGGCGACAAGGGCUACAUCAAGCUCGCCCGUGAGUUUGGCCCCGAGACGGGCCAGUGCGGCGUUGCGAUGGUGCCGAGCUACCCGACGGCGUCGAUCAUUGGCGCCGACAACCACGAGGACGACGACUCGAGCGACGACGUGGCGGUGCCAGCCGCCUACCACGCGCCCGCUGCGGACGCGUGGCUCCUCGAGAAGAGCUCGGGCGUCACGAUUGUGCAGUGCGGCGACGUGACGUCGCAGCUCGCGACCUUUAGCGACCUCAGCGUCUCGCCCAAGGUGCCCAAGCGCGGCAAGCCGAUCCACUUUGUGGGCAACGGCAAGGUCAAGCAAGCGUUCGACUCUGCGCACAUGACGAUCGCGGUCAAGCUCGGCGGCCAAUUGCUCUACUCGCACUUCGGCAACAUGUGCGGCCACACGCACAUUCCGCUGCCGCUCGGUAUCGGCCACAUUGACGUGGACGGCUUUGCCUGCCCGGUCAAGGAAGGCUCGUUCAAGGACAUUAAGCUCUCGCUCAACUUGCCCGUGAUUGCGCCGGAAGGCAACUACGAGAUCAACCUCACGAGCGAAGACGCGACGUCCAAGGCGUCGGUGUUUUGCGUCCAGGUCAAGAUGGAUCUCUCGGACAAUGCUGCUGCCAACGUCUACCAGCGCUUUAGCGCCUUGGGCUAAGCAUCGCUACAACACGUCAUCUUCUAUUCCAUCCUA
Saprolegnia parasitica CBS 223.65 is the source of this 1670-nucleotide messenger RNA. RefSeq lists its product as hypothetical. Gene Ontology annotation, cellular component: lysosome. Gene Ontology annotation, molecular function: cysteine-type endopeptidase activity. The transcript has a single exon. NCBI's taxonomy places the organism in Eukaryota, Oomycota, Saprolegniomycetes, Saprolegniales, Saprolegniaceae. The record is from RefSeq and is a predicted model, not a curated record. The coding region runs from base 63 to 1634 and encodes 523 amino acids.